Molecule: messenger RNA, 1038 nt
Organism: Protopterus annectens (West African lungfish)
Lineage: Eukaryota; Metazoa; Chordata; Ceratodontiformes; Protopteridae
Product: caprin-2-like
Exons: 7
Coding region: 1-1038 (345 amino acids)
Biological process (GO): positive regulation of canonical Wnt signaling pathway
Cellular component (GO): cytoplasm
Molecular function (GO): signaling receptor binding
Source: RefSeq, a predicted model, not a curated record
AUGCCAACAGAUCUUGAUCUGUGUUGUAUUUUUCAGGCCACUUUACCUGAGGAAUUGCAUGUUCUCAGCAGUCCUCCAGCUAGUGUAACAGCUGAUGACCGUAGUCUCUCCGGAUCAGAGAUGGAUCUGCAUUUAUCACCACCUAGAAAGGCAUCAGUAUCCAUGCCGUCUGAGGAGAUGUCCUUCAUUCCCUCUCAGUCAUUUGAGAAAGAGGCCAUAAUCACUGAACCAGUUGUAAGGAAAACCAGCAUAGAUACAACUCAGGUAAAAAUGUCUCUGCCUGUUGAGCCACAUCAGGAGCCUCCUGUAAGCGCACCUCUGUCAACUGUGCCCACAGAACAAGCCUUCCAAAGUACGGUGGCUACUACUACUACUACUCCUACCACCAGCACACCUUUUCAGGCAGUUCACACUGUGUUCAAAGUGAAUGCCACUCUGCCUCAGCGUAAUGAGAAGGAGGUGAAAAUGGAAUCUGCAUUUUCCACCAGCUUUAAUCAGAGUUACACUACAGCAAGCACUCAGACACCACCGCAGUCACUACAACAGCCAAUUCAUAAAACUGAACCAAGCAUAGUGGUGCAGGAGUCCUUACAGACGGCACUUGGCACUUAUCAUCCAGAGGGAACAAGUGUGAGCAGUAGUAAUGUGAGUUACCUACCUCAGCAACCCAGUGGUUUCCACAGACCUAAUCAGGCCUAUUUCAAUAACCGUGGCUCUGUUCGAGGAACCUUGAGAGGUGGAAGAGGUGCAGUUGCUUCAUAUCGCCCUCAAAAUGGGUUCAAAGCAGGAUUUGACAGCUACAGAGGAGGCACCCAUGUAGUCCAGAAUGGUAUUUACAUCCAGCCAGCUUACCCUGGAAGAGAUUACCCAGGAAUGCCUUGUACGCAAAGGGAAAGUGUCUCUCAACAGAACUACAAACGUGGAGGAUCAGUUGGUGGGCCUCGAAUAAACUCAAGAGGAGGUAAGAGCAUUUUUAUUUGUGCUCAAGUUAACCUAGGCACACUUAAUAAUUUUGGAAAAUCAUGCCAAGUGUCUUAA